This is a messenger RNA of Scaptodrosophila lebanonensis, 6531 nucleotides long. RefSeq names its product cytosolic carboxypeptidase Nna1 (gene Nna1). Gene Ontology annotation, biological process: proteolysis. Gene Ontology annotation, molecular function: metallocarboxypeptidase activity; zinc ion binding. The transcript is spliced from 18 exons. Bases 401 to 6166 code for a protein of 1921 amino acids. Lineage: Eukaryota; Metazoa; Arthropoda; Insecta; Diptera; Drosophilidae. The record is from RefSeq and is a predicted model, not a curated record.
UAGCUACAUCACAACAAAAUCGAACAAAACCAAGGGACGACAACUAAAUAAUAUCAAAAGUAUUAAAUUCUCUUACACACACGUACACGCACACGCACCCACAAAUACACAGGCAAGGCGAACAUAUGCACACACAUACACACACACACACACACCCACACACAGAGAGAAACUCCAUUCGGGACCGAGUCAAAAUUACAACGAAUAAGAUCCCAAGGAUCUCGUCGGGGAUUGGAAGUGCGUGACGCGUUUCAUCAAAUUUGGCUAUCAAGCAGUUUUUUCUUUUCUUUUUUGUGAUUUCGUCUUAAUUGUGAUUGUGAUUGUGUUUAUGGCAUGAGCCAUAGCCUAACAUACGGACUGGAAUAUUUAUGCGCAUAUAGGCUCACAUAUAUGCGGCAGCAUGCGUCAGACGCCGACACAAAAGUCCUCCCAGGACUGCUGGAAGUCCUCGACCGCAUAUGAAGGCAUCGAAAGGCAGCAUCAACGUCAAUGUGAAGGUUUCCUUGGCACUUUUCUAUCAAAAGGGCUGAAAACUAAUCAAUUAGUUGUUAAUACGGAUGAGAAAACUUUGCGUCCGAUUGCACGCUUGAAGGAACCGCGCGAUCUCUUCGCCCUGCCGAAAGACAAGGACAAUGACUGCUCACAGCAGGCCCCCAGAUGGCCCAUCGAAUGUCAGGUCAUCGAGGAGCGCAUCACACACAUUCCGUACGUGCCGGCCCAGCCAGAACCUCUCAAUACACCCACAGGCAAUGAGCUGAAGCCGCGACCCGUUGGCGAGGAGAACGGCAUUGUUGUCUUUACCUAUAGUCCCAUAAGUGCUGUAAACUAUGGAAUGGAAACGCAGACGACUAAGGCGGACGAGUCCAGCGACGAGUCAGACGAUUCCUCAGACUCGCCCAACGAGUCGACCCCUCCUAGUUGCAGCACGCCGCUGCGAGGUAAAUCCAAGGGUCACUUGAAGAACUCAGUGUCCAAGAUGAUAAACAAAGUAGACAAUCGAUCGACCAGCAACUCACAGGAUGAGGACAAUGACGAUGAUGAUGAUUACGACAGCAAUGCUACCAACGACGAUAGUGAUGCCAUUAACAUUCAGAAUAAGUCACGGGAGCAGGCUAUGAUUAAGGAUCUGAUUGAGGCCAAGAAAAAGCGAUAUGAUUCUGCCAAUCAGGAUGGGGAACACAAGUCAAAAGGGUCCAACAAGACAGCUAGCAAGGCAACCAGCAAGACAGCCAGCAAGGAUGCCAGCGAGAUUGAGGACAUUUGGAAGAACAAUAGCACGGAAUACAAGCCCGCUUCGCCCCAAUACGUCUUAAGUCAGUUUGGCAAGGAUGUCUCUAAGGCCAUCAUUAACAAGUUCAUCGAUCAUGAUGGGUCUGGCACCAGCAGCUCAGUCAAGGUACAAAGCAAAUUCGCAGUAACGCCCAUCAAAUUGCCAAAAAAGAAUAUAGCCCGCUUGGAGGUGGCAUUCGAACAGAGCGCUCGUAAACGUUAUGACGAGGCAGUGGCGGCCGCUGCUGCGUUAGUGGGUACGCCUAGCAAGAGCAGUGCCUCCAGUGGGGACUCGGACGAUGAGAGCAGUGACGAGGACAGCGAUUCGGAUGAUGAUGAUUCGGACGGGGAGACGGACGACUACUCAGAUGCCGUGGGAGAGGCGCAAAAGCGUCUCACUGGUGGUGCUGAUAGAAAACGAAGUGCAAGUUCCAGUUCAGUGUCCGAUACGGACACGCUGGUAGGGAAAGAGGGUACCAUAGAAACGACAGGAUGGGCUGAGGCACGGGGUGAAACGAAGAAAACCGAUGGCAAGCCGACGGCGGUGACUUCUGCUGGGUCGCCACGUCGAGUGUUGCCAAUGAGUGGUCCAGCGCCUGGACCGGGAGAAGGAGUAGCGGCGGUGGUGAUACCAUCCGUGGCUCCAUCAUCGCCCCGACGUAAAUUAACGUCGCAUCAAGCAACGAUUGCUGCAGCCAAUGCCCAUCGGGCUAAAAUGGCAAAGACAACAGAUGUGAAUCCAGGAAAUUCGGGAAAUGCGGGAAAUUUAGGAAAAAGCACAAGCCAUAGCACUAUUCCAAAGCGGCCGUCUCGCUUUUCAAAUCAAUGCACGCAAACUGCAACCUCAUCAACCCUAACAUCAUCCAUGACUAACAAUGAGAGCACCACAUCUCAAUCUCUCUGCUCUGAUUAUACCCAAUUGCAGUUCAGUCGCUCGGCAGUGGGCGGUGCCAAAUUCGUGACCAACUGCCAUCCCAUGAAUGCCGAGGAGUACGACGGCCUGGAAUUCGAGUCGCGUUUCGAGUCCGGCAAUUUGGCCAAGGCGGUGCAGAUAACGCCCACCUACUAUGAGCUGUACUUGCGACCCGAUCUCUACACGAGCCGCUCCAAGCAGUGGUUCUACUUUCGCGUACGCCGUACUCGUCGCAACAUGCUCUACAGGUUCUCGAUUGUCAAUCUGGUAAAAUCGGACAGCCUGUACAACGAUGGCAUGAGGCCGGUGAUGUACUCGACACUUAGUGCUAAGGAGAAAAACGAAGGCUGGCGCCGCUGCGGUGACAACAUUUGCUAUUAUCGCAAUGAUGAUGAAAGCUCUAGCAAUACUAAUGAGGAGGAUGAGGAUAACUCUAGCUAUACGCUAACAUUUACCAUUGAGUUCGAGUACGAUGAUGAUACGGUCUACUUUGCUCAUAGCUAUCCAUACACAUACAGCGACUUGCAGGACUAUCUUAUGGAGAUUCAACGUCAUCCUGUAAAAUCGAAGUUUUGCAAACUUCGGUUACUCUGCCGAACGCUGGCGGGCAACAAUGUCUACUACCUGACUGUGACGGCGCCCUCGGCCAAUGAGGAGAACAUGCGGCGCAAAAAAGCCAUUGUGGUAUCGGCACGUGUGCAUCCCAGCGAGACGCCUGCAUCGUGGAUGAUGAAGGGCCUGAUGGACUUCAUAACUGGCGACACUACAGUGGCCAAGCGAUUGCGCCACAAGUUCAUAUUUAAGCUAGUGCCGAUGCUGAAUCCCGAUGGCGUUAUUGUCGGCAACACCCGCAACUCGCUGACAGGCAAGGAUCUAAAUCGUCAGUAUCGGACGGUAAUACGCGAAACCUAUCCAUCCAUAUGGUAUACAAAAGCCAUGAUUAGAAGACUGAUUGAGGAAUGCGGUGUGGCCAUGUACUGUGAUAUGCACGCACACUCACGCAGGCACAACAUAUUUAUAUAUGGCUGUGAGAAUAAACGUAAUCCGGAGAAGAAAUUAACAGAGCAAGUGUUUCCGUUGAUGCUGCACAAGAAUAGCGCCGAUAGGUUCUCAUUUGAGAGCUGCAAGUUCAGAAUACAGCGCAGCAAAGAGGGCACUGGACGUAUUGUCGUUUGGAUGUUGGGUAUUACCAAUAGCUAUACGAUUGAAGCAUCCUUUGGAGGCUCCUCGCUGGGGUCACGCAAGGGCACACAUUUUAAUACGCAGGAUUAUGAACAUAUGGGUCGCGCAUUUUGUGAAACCUUGUUGGACUACUGUGAUGAGAAUCCGAACAAAGUAAAGCGACACGCCAAAUUAUUUAAGCAAAUCAAAAAGAUAAGAAAACGCGAGAAACGCGAACAGAAAGCAUUGAAAUUACAGAAAAUGGCCGAUCAGAUUUUAAAUUUACUUAAACAACAGGAAAGACUCCGCACAAAGAUUAUAGAAAGACUGAUGCGCGAGGGAUCAAGCGCCGAUGAGCCACUCAACAUUCCACUGUCGGAUUACUCCAGCGAUGAUGGCAACUGCAGCUCGAGCUCCGACAAUGAGGGUAAGCAUUCUAUAACGGCCUCGGAUCUGGAGGGUCCGUGCUGUGCACCCACGCGUGCUCCGCCCAGCUCACCGGAGAUUCUUCACGAGCUACGCAAGACCCCUCACGCACCUCCCUCCAACGAGCCCAUGCAGUUCCGUAUGAGGCGCAUGCGAAAGGUAAUGCACGAACUGGAUCGCAUCUACUUUACGCCCCUGUUCCAACGCAAAUUCAAGGCACUAGCGAAAAUCAAGCGGCGACGCAACAAGCUGGGCUCUAAGUCCAGUAAGCGAUUACGUGGCAGUAAUGCCCCACUAGUUCCCAAUGCGAAUGCCGACGUACAAGAGAUUCGUUCCGCCACUCAGCUAAACAAAAGAACCCGCAAGCUCAAUAUCAAGCAGCAGCAUUUGCAGAAACCACCAGCAGCCGCUCGUAUUUGCGAUAUGAAGAAUUCGCUUGAAGGCAGCUCGGAAAGCUCUGAAGGUAGCUCUCCAUCAUCGCACUCGAUCGAGGAGGCCGUGGUAGUGCCGGCAGAAGUUAAGGCUGUUAAGCAUCGUCUAAAAGGCGGCGGCGGCGGCAGCGGCGGCACUGCGAAGAAAGCAAAAAAGAAAAAGUUCCUGCCCACGGAAAAAGGGAAACCUAAGCCGCCAAGGAAAUUGCGGAUCGAUCGAAACUUCCGCUUCUGGUUGGCAAAUCGAAAGAUAUACAUAUGCCGGCGCAAGAAGAAUAAGCGUACGCGUGCACGGCCGAAGCCACCAAAGAAGAAUCGUGCCGAGCUGGUGCGCACCACUCUUGACCUUCCCACAACCGAUCCCGGCUCUGAUCUGCAUUUCUCUACGGACGAUGAGGAGCACGCGCCAGCGGGCAACACCAUCUUUGGUGCCGUGCCACCGUUACGACACACCUUGCUUCAGAGCGAUCUACAGCGUCGAUACAUUGAGGAAAUUGGCGACAUGGUUGUGCAAAAGCCGAAGCCGGCGCCCAUGCCGCCAGAGCUAAUUGUAACCACACCCUCGAAGAGUGGCAAAAAGUUGGAUGUGUAUAAGCUGACGCCUCGUACAGCCCCUGAACAGGACUACUAUUGUUCCGUGGUGACCGGCGGCAAGGGCGUUGGCAGCGGAUCUCGACGCACCUACUCCUGGCAUAAUCUUAAUCAAGAGACUGCUCAGACUAAUACGAAAACCCCCUACUAUGUAAGCCAGUUUUUGGGCGAAGGAAAGUCGCACAUAAAGACUGCAAAAGCGACGCCAAAACGCACCGUGCCGAGCAACUUUAUUCCCCAAAAACAAAAUCAGGCGAGCACAGCGGAUGAGUUGCAAAUGAAGCUGUCGCUUAAAAAGAAAAUCUGGACGGGGGCACGUGGUAGUGAAAGCGACGGACGUCCUCUGGGUAACUGGUACAAGGGCAGCAAUGCACAGACAGCCAAUGCUAUGGCUACAGCUGCGGCGGCUAUGCGUAGUGCGGGCGGCGGCGGUGGCGUCACUGGUGCCGCCGCUUCUGGUGUACGUCUAAUGUACGCCAACCAGCCAACGGCCAGAGAAAUGCCCUUAGGACCCGGAGGGACGCCAACGACUAUAACAACAGCGGCGGGGCCAACUCCUCCGCCCGCCUAUUUGGGCGCAGGACGCAAGUCCAAGAAACUGGAACAGGUGGAUCUGCUUAAUGCCUGCUCUCAGAAACUGUUGCUUUGGCAGCAGGGGGAGCACAAAAAGCAGCAACCUGUCCGCCUUGUUGGUGGCAAUAGCAGACUUGAGGAACAGCAACCAGAACAACAGGCAAGCACCCGCAACUAUAGGCCACAGGUCGGCGCCAAAAAGGGGAUGGGCAAUGGCGUCAAAAUGAUCUUCGACUCUAACCAUCCACAUGGAAAAAGCAAACGAAAGUCCAACAUGAUGAAAAUUGCAGAGACAACGCAAUUCGUCACCCGCUUUGCACGCACUCGAGGAGGCGGAAGCAACACCAUUGUCUCAGCCGGCACCACAAUGCAUCAACAGCAAGGGCAGCAGCUGCCGCUGACGCAGCGUAUGAUCUACAAGGGUUCCUCCAAUGGAAGGAUGCACUCAGCCAACGCUCCCAACCCCUACGCUUCUCAGCAACAACAGGCGCAAUUGUACCAACAACAACAGCAGUCCCGCGGCGGUCGCGGCCCCAGCAAGUUCAAGACUGGCGGUCUCGUCAUAACGGCCGUCCAGCAGAGCUCCACAGGAGCAAAUCGGAAGUUGCGCAACAACGGAAAUCCGCAGCUAAAAAGCGCAAGUGCAGUGGCGGCAGCUGCUGCGGCCAACAUGCUCCAAUAUCGUACCAAUAUGGCCCAAAUAACCAAACCGGCAACGGACAUGACGCUGGAGACGGUUAGUCUGGUACGUAAGGUGAAGACGAAACUGAAGAAGCGCAAGUCACGCACACAAAUGAAGUGAUUCGGUGGUUGCAGCCCUACCAUCUUAUCUCCCUCAUAGACAAGGACAAACACACUAACACAGCAAUUCCCACUUUCAACACAAUGACAACGACAACUAAUAACUAACUGCAGCCCCUCAGCCCAAUUGUUUAUCCAAAAAGCAUGUUUUAGUGUAAAUUUCUGUUUUUACCAAAAUUUUAGUCGAAUUUGUUUGUUGUGAACUGGACGUCUAAUUUCCAAUUCGGCGACCAGUCACAAUUUAUAUUAGCUAAAUUAUUGUGCAUGUACAAUGCUAAUGUGUAAGUUAUAAGUACAUAUGUAUGUAAAAUAUGGAAUAAUGAUAGCAAUACUAGUACUAAUGUAAGUACAUACAUACAUCUGAAA